Messenger RNA from Racocetra persica, 1969 nucleotides. The record is from the annotation of a GenBank genome assembly. Lineage: Eukaryota; Fungi; Glomeromycota; Glomeromycetes; Diversisporales; Gigasporaceae.
AUGUCUAAUACAACAACAAAUGAAGAUACCGCUAUACAAGUCGCUCUUCGAAUAAGACCUUUAACUCCAGAAGACUUAAUUAACAUACCAGCACGAUUUCAACGUAAUGUUCUCUCCACUGCGGCGUACGCUCCAAACCAAGUCACGGUACGACAUGAGAAAAAACAAAACUUUACAUUUGACUAUGUUUUUGGUCAAGAAUGUAACCAAAAAGAAGUAUACGAACGUGCGAUAAAGAAAAUGGUCGAUAAAUUUUUAGAUGGUUUUAACGUAACGAUUCUAGCGUACGGCCAAACUUCAUCGGGUAAAACUCAUACAAUGGGAACAUCUAAUGACUUUACUUCACCCCCAGAAUCAAUGGGUAUAAUUCCACGUGCAAUGACCUCCCUUUUCUCUGCGAUAAAUUCGGUUCAAUAUAAACAACGUAAAUUCUCGAUGAGAGUAUCCUUUGUGGAAUUAUAUAAUGAAGAUCUUAUUGACCUACUUUCUGAAGGUAGUGAUGAGGAUAAACCACAACUCUUGAUUAGAGAAGAUCCCAGCGGAAGUAUAUCAUUAAGUGGAUUACAAGAAAUUAAAGUUAAUAGUGUCAGUGAGGUUAUGGGCCAUUUAUCACGCGGCUCAUUAAAUCGACAAGUUGGCGCGACGGAUAUGAAUGCAAAAUCUUCUCGAUCUCAUGCAAUUUUUACGGUUAUUCUUUCUCAAAAGAAAUUUAUACCUACUAAUGAGUUAUGUGCAAGUCCGUUGCCUCUUACCCCGUCAACGAAUUCGACAAUUACUGCAUUUUCAGACUCAAAAUCUGGUUCACAGUCAAGGUCAAAUUCAAGAUUAAGUAGGAGGUUUGAGGAUGGCACUUGGGUUUCUGUAACAAGCAAAUUUCACUUUGUGGAUUUAGCCGGUAGUGAAAGGCUUAAGCGUACAUCAACAAAUGGUGAACGUAUAAAAGAGGGUAUAUCUAUCAAUUCUGGAUUGCUUGCCUUAGGAAAUGUAAUUUCUGCUUUGGGUGAUCCAACUAAGGCAAAGAACACAACUCAUAUCCCAUAUCGAGAUUCUAAACUUACACGUUUAUUACAAGACUCUCUUGGUGGUAAUGCGUUAACAUUAAUGAUUGCUUGUGUUUCACCAGCAGAAUAUAAUGUUGGUGAAACAAUAAAUACUCUUAAAUAUGCAAACCGGGCUAGAAAUAUUAAAAAUACGGCGAUAAUUAUGCAAGAAGAAGCCGGAUGGAAUGACUUGGAACAUUUACAAAAUCUUGAUACAUUGGAUAAAUUGGAUAAUGGAAGUGACUCACCUGAUAGUCCAAUUCCUAAUUCAAAAACUCCGUUACAUAUCGAUACCAACGUUAACACUGACGAAAACUUUCAAAAUAAUAAGGAUAUUGAAGCUCUUGAGGAACAACUUGCAGAGCUUCAACGUUCUUAUAAUGAAUUAUCACAAAAUUAUGCGAAAAAAUCAAUCGAACUUGAAGUACAUCAAAACGUCUCAGAUAGUACAAACAUUCCGUCAAAUCCUACCUCUUCAUCUUUAACAACCAUUAAAGAAGAGGAUGAGAUGACUGUUAAGAAAUCUCAAUCAUCUGAUUUUCAAAAUGCUGUCAGGCCAGUUGUCAUGGAAUACGAAAAAUCUAUUACUUCUUUAGAAAGUCAACUUGCGCUUGCUCGUGCCGCUUUAAAUCACACUGAAGUUUCAAUGCUAGAACAAGAAGCAAAACUUCAAGAUGCUGAAAAAUUCAGAGAAGAAAGUAAAAGUUUAAUUGAUGAUCUUAAAUAUAAGGUUUCAAAACUUCAUGAACGUGAAACUACAACUGAAUAUUAUAUUCAAGAUCUUGAAGCUAAAAUUAAAAUUAAUUCCGAAGAAUAUAAAAAAGAUCAAGAGACAAUUAGUGAUCUCCGAAAACAACUUAUGGAACUUAAAGGAAAUGAUGAUAAUAAUGAAAAUCUAAUUAAUCAACUUGAAACGCGUUUGGCGGCGC